This is a messenger RNA of Capra hircus (goat), 942 nucleotides long. Its product is annotated as olfactory receptor 10K1-like. The coding region runs from base 1 to 942 and encodes 313 amino acids. Gene Ontology annotation, cellular component: membrane. Gene Ontology annotation, biological process: G protein-coupled receptor signaling pathway. The transcript has a single exon. The record is from RefSeq and is a predicted model, not a curated record. NCBI's taxonomy places the organism in Eukaryota, Metazoa, Chordata, Mammalia, Artiodactyla, Bovidae. Gene Ontology annotation, molecular function: olfactory receptor activity; G protein-coupled receptor activity.
AUGGAGUGGGCCAAUGAGACAUUAGUGACAGAGUUUGUCUUCCUCGGCUUCUCAUCUCUGGCUGGGCUUCAACGGCUGCUCUUUGCUGUCUUCCUGCUUGUGUACUUGUUCAUGCUGGGCACCAAUGCCAUCAUCGUUUCUACCAUUGUGCUGGACAGAGCCCUCCACACCCCCAUGUACUUCUUCCUUGGUGUCCUCUCCUGCUCUGAGACUUGUUACACCUUCGUCAUUGUACCCAAGAUGCUGGUUGACCUGCUGGCCCAGAAGAAGACCAUCUCCUUCCUGGGCUGUGCCAUCCAGAUGUUUUCCUUCCUCUUUCUAGGUUGCUCUCACUCCUUCCUGCUGGCAGCCAUGGGUUAUGAUCGCUACGUGGCCAUCUGUGACCCUCUGCGCUACACAGUGCUCAUGGGGCAUGGGGUGUGCGUGGGACUCGUGGCUGCUGCCUGUGCCUGCGGCUUUACUGUCGCACAGAUCAUCACAUCCUUGGUAUUUCACCUGCCCUUUCACUCCUCCAACCAACUACACCACUUCUUCUGUGACAUCUUUCCUGUCCUCAAGCUGGCAUCGCAUCACUCUUACCUCAGUCAGUUGGUCGUUUUUGUGCUUGGUGUAUUUGCCUUGAUUAUUCCCCUGUUACUUAUCCUGGUCUCCUACAUCCACAUCAUCUCUGCCAUUCUAAAAAUCCCAUCAUCUGUUGGAAGAUACAAAACCUUCUCUACAUGUGCCUCUCAUCUCAUUGUGAUAACUGUUCAUUAUGGUUGUGCCUCUUUCAUUUACUUAAGGCCCAAAUCCAAUUACUCAACAAGUCAAGACACCCUAAUAUCUGUGUUUUAUACCAUCCUCACACCACUAUUCAACCCAAUGAUUUACAGCCUGAGAAAUAAGGAAUUCAAAUCAGCUCUUCAAAGAACAAUGGCCCAAACUUCAUGUCUUGUUAAUUAA